AUGACUUCUAAUCCCAUGCACUUGCUCUCACUGGAUUUUUGCCUUUUUCUAUUGGCCUUAUACAGUGGGAUUCAAACCUGCUUUGGGUUUAACAUAGACACACGAUUCCCGGUGGUGAAAGAAGGGCAGACGAGCGACAGCUUCUUUGGGUUUUCCGUCGCUCUGCUCAAACAGACAGAAGGGGCUGAUCGGUACCUGCUUUUAUCUGGAGCCCCGAGGGAGAAAGCAUCUCCAGUGCUCAAGGUUUAUGAAACUGGAGCGGUUUAUUACUGUCCCAUCACCAACGACACCAAAGACUGCACUCGUGUUGACCUGGUUAAGAAUGAUGUUUUGGAGGAAAAGGAAAGUCCCGCUCAGGAAAUGGUGGAGGACAUGUGGCUGGGAGUCACUGUGGCCAGUCAAGGAGGCCCCAAUGGGGGGAGAGUGUUGGCUUGUGGUCACCGUUAUGUGAAGAUCUUGCUGUCCGGCUCGGAGAAGCAGAGGCGCAUGAUUGGGAAGUGCUUUGUGAAAGGGAACAAUCUGAGCUAUGACCCUAAUAAUGAUUGGCAAACACAUCACUAUGUGGUGUGCAACCCUGCCAAUGACAUGAGCAGCGAAUGCAUGUGCACCAUGGGCAUGUCAGGAGGCAUGACGGAGAAGGAAGUGUACACUGGCACGCCCGGGAGCUUCACAUGGCAAGGAAGUGUUGACAUGACCUGGUGGAAUCCUAAGGCAUCCUGGGAUCUGUCUGAAAGAAAGUAUCUGAACACAGACGAUAAUAAUAAUGGUCAGGGGAGACUGAUUUAUUCUGGGAGGUGCAAUCAGUUCAGACCCAGAUAUUCCGUACGAAAGGAAAAUAAUGUGCUUCACGCUGACAAAUACACUGUUCUAGCUGGUGCUCCUCGAGCUUACCACAAGGGGGCAGUCUUUCUGAUGGAUAUCAACACGAACAAUGUCAUUGGGUUCAAUACCAUCCUGUCCGGAGAACAAGUGGGCUCGUAUUUUGGAAACAAUAUUGCGGCUGCAGAUCUCAACAAUGAUGGGCAGUGCCUUCCCUUCCUAAUUCUUCAAAACACUCAGCACUGUUAUGAUCAGGUGACAGUUUCCAGAAACAUUGCCAUCAGCGCUCCCUUUGACGGUUCUGGCAAGGUGUUCCUCUACCAGAGCAGCGAAGAGGGACUUUCCAAAGAAGCCACACAGGUGAUUGACGGCAGUGACGGCAUCAAGACAUUUGGCUACUCCAUCAGCGGGGGCCUAGACGUAGACGAGAAUUCUUACCCGGAUAUACUGGUGGGCAGUUUGGAUGAUAAGGUCCCCCUCCUCAGAGCCCGUCCUGUUAUCCAGCUCUCCAAAACAUUCACUGUGAGCCCAGGAAUAGUGGAUCCUGCCAACUGCCCCGACAACUCCUGCUGCUCUCCUCGUGUGAAGUUUCUCAAAUCCAGCUCUCCAUCUGUCUAUCAGGGCUUCUUCUCCAUGCCGAAGACCAAAUGCCAGGCCAUCAAGCUCAUACUGACAGUAAGCAGUGUUGUCUUCUUUACCUAUCAACAUAACAUUCAAGACAAACUGCACUCAACUGAGUUUGCCCUGCACUAUUCCAUCUAUGAGAAGAAGACGAGAUCACACAGGGACAUUCAGAGCCUGGAUGGCUUUCCAGUGUUAAACGAAGAGCAAAACCACCGAGACACCCAAGAGAUUCACUUCCAGAAAGAAUGUGGGGCCGAUAACAAGUGCCGGAGUAACCUGCAAAUAAUGGCAGCUUUCGUCUCCUUCACCACUGGAGAAGAGCUGCCCAGGGGUGCUUUGUUUGAGUUGAUAUGUACAGCCAGUCCAUACAUCCUGGAGUUCCCAGGAACUCCUAUCACCCAGCAGCCUUUGCAACUUUUUUCCAAUCACCGUGUCUCUCAUGCAGUAUGGUUUAUUGAGCACUUAAGAGAAGAAUUCAAGAGGGAUGAGCUUUUAGAACUUGCAUUAUUUAUAACAAAGUUUCUUAAUAACUUCUCUGAUAUUCUGAAAUUCCUACAUGUACCAAAGAUUUUUCCUCUCUCCUCUCUCUCCUCUCUCUCCUCUCUUUUUAGCCUCCCGAGUAGCAAGGCUGGCAAGCAAAUGCUGCAGUACAGCCCUGAUGUGAAGAAGCUUCUUCUCAUUGUGAACGUGACCAAUGUGCGCACAAAUACUCGUGAAGCUGAGGAUACCCACCAAGCCAUCCUCAACAUCACCCUCCCCUCAACGCUGCAGUAUUCAGGAGUCUGGAAACAGUCCGGCUCAUUUUUGAAGCCUCUGGAAUCACCCUUCUGCACGCAUGAGAUUGAGGUGGAGCUCCAGCUCUUCACGGACAAAGCAAGACAACUGACCUAUUUCAGUGGGUCAGUGAUGGGUGAAUCAGCCAUGAAGACAGCAGAAGAUGUCGGAAGUCCAUUGGAGUACACCUUUCAUGUGAGUUCUCAUUUUGGAUUUCUCUGUGGUCAGUAUGGUACCCUAGCAGUGGUGUUUGAUUGGCCCCAUGAAGUCUCCAGUGGCAAGUGGCUGCUGUACUUGACUGAGAUUGUGACAAAGGGAACAGCAGAGAGCCACUGUGUUCCAAAAGGAGACAUUGUCAACCCUCUCAAUCUUGCAGUGAGUGUAUAGUGGCCAGUCCUGGUGUCUCAUCAUUGAUUGUCUACUGUAUCUACAACUACACUGGUUCUUCCUGUCCAAGAGAGAGCACUAGUGGCACCAAAAGGGCCCCCAGUAAUGCAAACUUUUAAAAAAUAUUUUCUUGGAUAAUGUUUGGUAUAUAGAACAAUUUUUCAAAAAGGCUUAACUUUGCUCACACAAGCCUAUUGUAUUCUUCCAGGUUGACGUAAUGUGUUUUUGUAUUUCACCAUGUAUGCUGACACCUAGUGGAAUGUGAUGGUAAUGUUAAAUAUGCUGUGUGUUCUUCAAAUUAUUUUUGAAGAUGUAGGUAGCACAUUUUGGAAUGAGAUUGUGCCCAGCAUUAGAGUUCGAGACAAUUCUUGAGUCUGAAUUCUCUGAUGGGUGUAACGCAGGCCUGCAGUACUCUUAGUGGGUUAGAACAGUAAUUCGGUAAAUUGAAGAUUUUGUUUUUAACAUUGCCAUAUUUUACAUGACAGUGAGCGUGUGUCAGCCAGGUGAAUUCUUGGGUAUAAUUUGAAGCAUAUCAUGUGGGGGUACAGUAGUGCAGUCACAUGCCUGGUUCUCAGUACGGGUACAGUGUAGAGCUACAGUGGUACGGUGCCUGCCCUGAUUCCUACCCCAGCUAAAAAGGACUGGGUAACGAACUGGACUGAAACGCACCGUUAUUCCAGCUGACCCGAAUAUUGAUCCAAAUAUUUGAUAAAAGCGACUGCUGUCUACUAAAAGUUUCCUGUAUUAAUUACUUAUACCCUCUGUGUUUUCUUUU
This is a messenger RNA of Polyodon spathula (Mississippi paddlefish), 3379 nucleotides long. Its product is annotated as integrin alpha-3-like. Gene Ontology annotation, biological process: cell-matrix adhesion; cell adhesion mediated by integrin; integrin-mediated signaling pathway. The record is from RefSeq and is a predicted model, not a curated record. Gene Ontology annotation, cellular component: integrin complex; external side of plasma membrane. NCBI's taxonomy places the organism in Eukaryota, Metazoa, Chordata, Actinopteri, Acipenseriformes, Polyodontidae. Gene Ontology annotation, molecular function: integrin binding.